Messenger RNA from Cantharellus anzutake, 1515 nucleotides. Its product is annotated as glycoside hydrolase family 30 protein. Lineage: Eukaryota; Fungi; Basidiomycota; Agaricomycetes; Cantharellales; Hydnaceae. Bases 1 to 1515 code for a protein of 504 amino acids. The transcript is spliced from 15 exons. The record is from RefSeq and is a predicted model, not a curated record. Gene Ontology annotation, molecular function: glucosylceramidase activity. Gene Ontology annotation, biological process: glucosylceramide catabolic process.
AUGCUUCAAACGCUCUUUCUUUCGAUUCUCCUGACUAUCCCGGCUCGUCCUGGUGACGCACAAUCAGUAAGCUGCGAACUUGUUGUACGCCCGCUAAAGCGGCAUAACAUUGGCUCUAAGAUUCAGUCGGUCUUUGAAACAACAUGGAACCAAACCAAGCUUUUCUCUUACUCAGGGCCGUCCAAUUUGAACUUCGGUUCUUCCAGUGGUUCUGCGACUGCCGCCAUCAAUAUUCAGGAAAAUACCGUAUAUCAACAGAUGGAUGGAUUCGGUGCCUCGCUGACGGAUUCCGCCGCCUACGUGCUGAAGCUGCUCAAGCAAAACGAUUCCUCCAGCUAUUCAUCCCUACUGUCAAUGAUGUUCAACCCAAAGGAUGGAGCUAACAGCGCAGGCAUUAGCUUUAUCCGCAUACCUCUGGGAUCCUCGGAUCUUUCGCUGUCGGCCUACUCCUACGAUGAUGUAGCCUCUCAAGACCCAAAUAUGCAAUCGUUUACCUUGGAUACGCUCCCUUCCAUUGUUCUUGAAGUUGUGUGUGAUAUCCAACUCAUCAACCCAUACGUUAAAUACUACUUCGUUCCGUGGUCGCCUCCUGGAUGGAUGAAGGACUCGAAUUCCCUCUUAGGCGGAUCGUUCCAGAGUGCCUUCACCGAUGCCUAUGCAAAAUACUUAUUUCGCUCAAUUAUGGCGUGGCAGGCGAAAGGAAUUCCGCCAUUCUACAUCAGUAUCCAGAAUGAACCUCUUUACAACAACCCCACAUAUCCUACAGCACUGAUCUCAGCAAAUGACAGCGCCCAAAUUGCCAUCCGGCUGCGAAAACUGUUAGAUGGUCAGGGUUUCACAAGUGUCAAGAUACUAGGCUACGAGGAUAAUUGGGACAGUUUGGAUUAUGCCAACUCUGUCUUAUCUACAGGUUCGAGUGCAUAUUCAGGAGUCGCCUUCCAUUGUUACGCGGGGGAUCCCAGCAUAAUGUCGCAGAUGCAGGAAAGCUGGCCGAAUACGUGGAUCUACCAAACUGAGUGUGCUUCCACUACUGGUACAGAUUGGUGGUCCGAUAUCAAAUGGCAAACGGAACGAAUUUGGAUAGGCUCACCGAAUUAUUACUCCCGUACUGCCGCCAUGUGGUCCUUGGCUGGUGAUCCUUCGGGGGGGCCCUUGCUUCCCGGAACCAACAGCUGUGGCCAGGGAUGCCGUGCCAUGGUCAGUAUUGUGGGAAGCAACUACACUCUCAAUCAGGAAUUCUAUGGACUUGCUCAUGCCAAUAAAGCGGUCCUUCCGGUCGAUGCUGGUGGACCCACCGGAGAGCGUAUUCAAUCUUCUAUUACGGGGUCUAACGCUGGGUCACUUCUGGCGACAACAUACAGGAUACGUCGCUCCAAGGCAGGCAAUCCUACACGAUAUACAAUGGUGGUACUAAAUUCGGCUGACUCAGGGCCUAACCCGGGUCCCAUCACAUGCGACAUCCAGUUUCGAGGGAAACAUCUAACGUAUCCAUUCCCAGUUGGUUUGACUACGUAA